AAACAAAAUAAUCAAUUUUUUUGCUAAUUUUAUAAAUUUUAUAAGUAUAUUCUACAUUAUAUUAAAAUAGAAGUAAUUAAUUAAUUACAUAUUAGAAUUAUGUUUUUUUUUUGAAAACAUAUUAAAAUUAUGUUGAAUUGGUAAACCAAUAUAUUUUGAAAAAAAAACUUUCUGUAAGAUAAAUAAAUAAAAUAUUAUUCACCAUUUAAAAUGACUAAAUAUCAUUCACCUUUUAAAAUGAUUAAUAUUCAUAAAUUAUGUAAUAAUUUUUAGAAAAAAUAAAAUUGUUAACAUAUUUUAAAUUUUAAUAUUUAAAACUAUAUAUCAUCUAUUUAGUUAUUUUUAAAAUGACAACAAUAUAUUAUCAUAAAUUAUUAUAUAUAAAAUAAUAUAAAAAUUUAUAUUUAUAAAUGAAAUGCUAUCCGCACAGAUGUGCAGGUUAAAAUCUAGUGACAAAUUAUAUGGACUUUUGGGUACAUUCUUACCAAUUUCUCUUUUAAAAAUAUUCAAAUGAAGUUAAAUUUCAUACCUCUCAAAAUUAAAACAUUAAUAAAUUCGAACUGAAACCGACUGAACACCGGAACGUCCAUGUUUAGUUCGCGUUUCGUUUUCUUCCUUUUAAAACCUUUCGUUUUUUAUUUGGAUUUCGAUAUCUCUCUAUAAAUAAACAAUUAGAUUUACUGACGACUCUACUCAAGAAAUUAAGAUCUGCAGAAAAGAUUCGAGCCCGUUCCAAUUAUUUAAAAUAAGAUAGAUAACUUUAAUUAUACUAUUAUAGUAAUCAUUUAAACAAAUCGAAUCUUUUCCCACGCAUUUAAAAUUUCUCAUACAAUAAACCCUCUGACUUGAGGUGAUUAAGAUCUCAAAAUUAAACCUAAGUAUCUAACCUCCGGUCUGAUGGAGCUAAUGAACUUAACAUCAAACGUGAAGCAAAUACAAGAUGAUGUAUUAAAGGAGAUACUUACACUUAAUGCUAACACAGAGUAUCUCAGAGGCUAUCUCCAUGGAAGUUCUGACAAAGAGUUAUUCAAGAAGAACGUACCGGUCGUAAGCUACGAUGAUGUUAAGCCAUAUAUCCAACGUGUCACGAGUGGAGAACCUUCGAAUGUCAUUUCUGGAAAACCCAUUACUAGAUUUCUAUUGAGGUAUUUAUUGUCCAGUUCAAGAAAAUAUCAAUUAUGCCGAAACAAAAUGUAUAUCUUUAUACUGGAACUUGCUAGUUAUAUAUAUAUAAACUCAAUUGUAAUAUGGUUGUGACAUUGUUUAUAUGUGUAGCUCUGGAACUUCUGGAGGGAAACAGAAGAUCUUCCCUGUUAACAACAAGUUCUUUGAGGACAUGGCAUUUAUCUACGCUUUACGCUCAUUCCUUAUAUCAAAGUAAGUUUUUAUCCAAAUAUAUAUGUUAUGCUUUUUUAUCCAAAUGUAUCAUUCACAACUAAUUUUUUCUUCCAAUACUACGACAAACUAUGGUAUGAAAAAUACUUUUUUACAGAAUAACAAAUAAAACUACAACAUAAAUAAAACUAAAACAUAAUGUUUAAGUUUCCUUUUUCUAAUUAGGAGUUAAAUUCCCUCUAUUAAAUAUAGUUUUUGAGUUAUAUAUUUUGAUAUGAAGUUUGUGGAAUUAUUGAAAAGAAAAAUUAAUGAUUGUAUAUUUGGAACAAAAACUUAAAAAUGUAAUUUAGAGACUUGUCCUACUUAAUUACACAUAUGUCCUUUUUAGUGUCUUUGUAAGUUUGAACACAGGAUCCAUCCAAUUGAUUCUGGUCUGUAGGCAUACUGAAGGUGACGAAAAGGGAAAGGUGGUAAUGUUGUUUUUCGCCAGAGAGCAGUCUAUAAGUCCAUGUGGUUUGCCUAUUUCUACUUCCGUUACAGGCUAUUUAUUGAGUGACAGUUUCAAGAACCGGCCUUCAAAUUGUUUUACAAGCCCUGACGAAGUGAUGUUGUGUCCAGAUCUCAAACAGACUAUGUACUGCCAUCUUCUUUGCGGUCUCCGUCAGAGAGACGAAGUUGUGGCUGUGGCUGCUAGCUUUGCUUCUUCUUUGGUUGGAGCAAUCACUUUUCUUGAGAGCUACUGGAAAGAAAUCUGUAACAAUAUCCGGUCUGGCCAUGUUAGCGAGUGGAUCACCGACCUUAGUUGCAGAGACGCUGUUACUAACAUCCUAGGAGGGGGUAAUUCCGAAUUAGCAGAUAAGAUUGAAGAAGAAUGCAAAAAAAAAUCUUGGAAAUGUAUAAUCCCACGUCUUUGGCCUAAUGUGAAAUUCAUCCAAAGCAUUGUUACAGGACAAAAUUCUCAAUACAUUCCAAUGUUAGAGUUUUACUCCAACAAAGUGCAUUUGUUCUCCCCCGCAUACGGAUCUUCUGAAACAAUGUUUGGGGUGAAUGUGAAUCCCUUAUGCAAACCAGAAGAUGUAUCAUAUACUUUUAUGCCCAACAUAUCCUACUUUGAGUUCAUACUUGCUGACAAAGGAAAUGAAGGUGAAAUUGUUGAUCUUGUGAAUGUCGAGAUUGGGUCCUACUACGAGCCAUUGAUCACAAACUAUUACGGUUUACACAGAUAUAGAAUGGGAGAUAUUCUACAAGUGACUGGAUUUUACAAUAAUGCACCUCAAUUUAGGUUCGUAGGCAGAAAAAAAUUGGUUCUAAGCGUCAACUUGGAAGUCACAACUGAAGAAGACAUUUUAAAGGCGUUGAAUAAUGCAACACUCGUUCUUCAACGUUCAGAUUUACUAUUGAUGGGAUUCACAUCCUAUGCUGAUAUCUCCACUCUUCCGGGUCACUACAUUUUUUACUGGGAACUCAAAGCCAAAAACAUCAGUGACAUUGUUAAACCUGAUAACAAAGUAUUGGUGGAAUGUUGUUGUGUAAUGGAGGAAUCAUUAAGUGCUCUUUAUCGGGAGAUAAGGAGUAAAGAUGGAUCAAUUGGACCUCUAGAGAUCAGGAUUGUGCAGCAAGGAACAUUUAAUUCUCUGAUGGAGUUUUCCAUCUCUCAAGGUGCUUCGCCAUCUCAGUACAAGACUCCUAUGUGCAUCAAGUCUUCUGAAGCCUUAGUGGUUCUUGAUAAUAAUGUUCUUGCUCGCUUUUUCAGUGAUAAGUCCCCUCCUUUCUGAUCAGAUAUGGUCUACUGGGAUUAUGAUAACCCGUGGAAACAAUUAGAUCAUAUGGCUGAGAAUAAUGAAGGGACAAAGUUGUUCGGUGAGCUAGAUUGGGUUUUGUGGAAGUGUGGUUUGUGAAUUUAAAUCUUUUUUUUUCUUGACGUCGUAAUUUUAUAUCUUUAUGUGUAUUUUGGGUAAAAGUCAAUUACAGUAAAAAAAAAACUCUAUAAAGUAAUAAUGUUAAGACUAUGGUAUUUUAUUUAUUAUGGAGUUAUUAAUUAACAAAAAUUUCUCUUUUUAGAUUUUUUUAUUUAAUAAAAUAAGAAAAUAGUUGAUUUUACCAUAUAUACAUUAAUUAAAUCUUAGAAAUUAGACUUUCAUAUUGUUUUAUUAUAUUAUUUAUUCUAUAUCUUUAUGUUUCGUAGAAUUCAAAUGUAGUUUUAGAUAUAAUUUUACUAAAUAUUAUCAAAAUAUAUUGAUUUUUUUUAAUUAGUGAUAAUUUUACUGUGAAUAUAAACCAACAAUAUAGUAUUUAGUUUAUAUUUAUCUAAAAUGCAUAUUUAGAUAGAUUAUUGAUUUAUGAUUUUAAUGAGAUCAUAUAUUUACAUUGAUUUUUUUAUAAAAAAAUAUUAUCUUAUUAUUUUAGCAUUUGUGUCAUAUUAUGAAUUGGUAUGACUCAGACCAGAAAAUUUAUUAAUUUAUAGUAUUUUUUAAUUUACUAAAUAUUAAUUUAUAUAAUUUCUACAGUAUUAAGUGUGGUCCAACACUGGUCCAGUUGACAAAAAAAAGAUUUUGAUAUUUCAUAAAUUAACCAAUUUAACCGAAGUUUACCCGCCCAACCAACCAAAUAAAUCAAAACUGACCGAUUAAUUUGAAACUGAACCAAAAUCACACGUAUAGAUAAAGUUCGGUAACAAAUUUCAAAUUGCAAAGUAACCAAAAUCAACCAUUCUUUUUAAGGCUUGACAAUACCCGAAGAAUCGAACCGAACCUGACUCAAAAGAGUUGAACCUAACCCGAAUCAAAGUCAAUAAAAUAUCUGAACAGAUCUAAAAUUUUGGUAUCUUAAGAAUCAGAUCCGGAUCCAAACCAUAAAAAAAUAUUUUCCACACUAAAAAUAUUUGAACUACAAUUAUACAUUUAAAUAUAUUAAUUAUCUCUUAACAUCCAAAAAAUACUUGAAAACUU
This is a messenger RNA of Brassica rapa (field mustard), 4283 nucleotides long. Its product is annotated as 4-substituted benzoates-glutamate ligase GH3.12-like. The record is from RefSeq and is a predicted model, not a curated record. Gene Ontology annotation, cellular component: cytoplasm. NCBI's taxonomy places the organism in Eukaryota, Viridiplantae, Streptophyta, Magnoliopsida, Brassicales, Brassicaceae. Gene Ontology annotation, molecular function: acid-amino acid ligase activity.